Messenger RNA from Liolophura sinensis, 882 nucleotides. RefSeq names its product low-density lipoprotein receptor-related protein 4-like. The record is from RefSeq and is a predicted model, not a curated record. Bases 1 to 882 code for a protein of 293 amino acids. Lineage: Eukaryota; Metazoa; Mollusca; Polyplacophora; Chitonida; Chitonidae. Gene Ontology annotation, biological process: canonical Wnt signaling pathway. Gene Ontology annotation, cellular component: plasma membrane. The transcript has 6 exons. Gene Ontology annotation, molecular function: Wnt receptor activity; Wnt-protein binding.
AUGGACGGACAUAACCAGAUAUUGCGUUACCUGACAUUUACUCUGCCCUUAUUGUCAAGUACCUUUGGCUCGGAAGUGUACGUAAGCUGUGCCACGACUAUUUUACGUUAUCAAGAUGGCCACUUCACUCAACCCAUAAAGCAGGGGUUGGGUAGGGUAGUUUCCCUUGCUGUGGACUCAGACCUGGGGAUUCUGUUCUGGUCAGAUGUAUCGGCGGCAAAACGUGGUAUAUACAGAACUAAGAUAGGGGAUUUCACUAAGGUCGAACGUAUCAUAUCAGAUGUGGAUGUCGUGAAUGGCAUUGGGCUCGACCCUGGCCGCGGUCAUGUUUACUGGACAGACGAAUCAAGAGGGACGUUAGAAGUGGCUCGAUAUGACGGUACGGACAGAGUGGUUUUGCUGGUGGACCAGUUCGGCUUACCCCGCGGAGUGGCUGUACAGGCGACAGAUGGGUAUCUGUUCUGGGGCGACCAAGGAACGGGUCACAUACACAGAUCUCGUCUUGACGGCAGUGAGCGAGCGAUAUUAUUGAAUGAUACCAUCUGGCCUAACGCUGUCGUUUGGGAUUCCUACAGAAGUUCUUUGCUUUGGGUGGACGGAUGGACAAACAAGAUGAUGGCAAGCACUGGUGACGGGGAUACGCAAGCUAUUUUCUCUGACCUGUCAAUCCUGACUAAUGAGUCAUCCUUGUUUGGCCUGACCGUUGACAGUGGGCAGUACAUGGCCACGCUUCGUGAUGGGCGGAUCUUCCUCCUGUCGACCAAUGGGGAAUUAUCCCGUGUGAUGGAGGUCGGGGAUCUGCAGAAUUGUACAGACUUGUUCGCGAUUGUUGCAAGGCGCACCGAAGAAGAUGUCAACGGUGCUUAUCACUUACUGAUAUAA